This is a messenger RNA of Anoplopoma fimbria (sablefish), 4089 nucleotides long. Its product is annotated as adenylate cyclase type 2-like. Gene Ontology annotation, molecular function: adenylate cyclase activity. Lineage: Eukaryota; Metazoa; Chordata; Actinopteri; Perciformes; Anoplopomatidae. The record is from RefSeq and is a predicted model, not a curated record. Gene Ontology annotation, biological process: adenylate cyclase-inhibiting G protein-coupled receptor signaling pathway; intracellular signal transduction; cAMP biosynthetic process. Gene Ontology annotation, cellular component: plasma membrane. The transcript is spliced from 25 exons. Bases 273 to 3626 code for a protein of 1117 amino acids.
ACACUUUCCUGACUCAGUUUGUCACCUCAAGCAGAAGGAGCAGCAGAGGAUGCAAGGAAGAGCUGAGGAGCUGAAAAGUUGUCUCUCUUUCACUCUGCUGUCCAUCCAUCCCUCACAGCUGACCAAACUUUUUUUUUAAACGGAGAGGAGGAGAAGGCGAGGGCGAGGAGAGAAAGGGGAGCGAAAGCAUCCCCUCACCCCGGUUACUUUUUGUGUGUGCACGUGUUUCGCUCAGAAACAAAGCAGGACCGUCCUUCCAGAGGCAGCUACCCAUGUGGCAGGAGGCUCUGUGGACCCGCGGACGCUACCUGCUGGAGAAGAGCGAUGGCGGCGAGGGUGGCGAGGGGCCCGAGAGCCUGGGAGACGGGUGCCCGGGGUUCCAGGGGGAGGUGUGCGUGGAGGACGGGAAGCCCCAGGACUGGCUGUACGAGUCCUACUACAGAAUGAGCCAGCAGCAUCCACUGAUCGUGUUCCUGUUGCUGAUCGUCAUGGGAACCUGCCUCGCGCUGCUGGCGGUGUUCUUCGCGUCAGGACUGAAUACAGAAGACCACUUGACGUUCUUGAUCACGGUACCCGCUGCCCUCUUCCUCUUCCUGUCCAUCUUCAUCCUUGUCUGCAUUGAGUCGGUCUUCAAGCGGAUGCUCCGGCUCUUCUCUCUCCUUAUAUGGGCCUGUCUGGUCACCAUGGGUUACCUGUUCAUGUUCUCUGGAGGGAUACUCAGCCCCUGGGACCAGGUGUCCUUCUUCCUGUUCAUCGUGUUCGUUGUCUACACCAUGCUGCCCUUCUCCAUGAGAGGGGCCAUUAUCGCCAGCGCCAUCACCUGCUUCUCGCACACCGUCACCCUCAGCGUCUGUCUGGCCUCCACCGCCACUGAACUGGAACCACUGGUCUGGCAGAUCUUAGCCAAUGUGAUCAUCUUCACCUGCGGUAACUUGGCCGGAGCGUACCACAAACACCUGAUGGACCUGGCCCUCAAACAGACCUACCAGGACACCUGCAACUGCAUCAAGUCUCCCAUUAAACUAGAGUUUGAGAAGCACCAACAGGAGCGCUUGCUGUUAUCCUUACUGCCGGCUCACAUAGCCAGGGUGAUGAAAGCCGAGAUCAUCCAGCGGCUGCAGGGACCCAACUUCGGUCGAACUGAGAGCACCAACAACUUCCACAACCUGUAUGUGCAGCGGCACACCAAUGUCAGUAUUCUGUAUGCCGACAUCGUGGGUUUCACCAGGCUGGCCAGUGACUGCUCCCCAGGGGAACUCGUUCACAUGCUGAAUGAACUUUUCGGCAAGUUUGACCAGAUUGCAAAGGAGAAUGAGUGUAUGCGAAUCAAGAUCCUGGGAGAUUGUUACUACUGUGUGUCUGGUCUGCCCGAGUCUCUGCCUCACCACGCCAGGAACUGUGUGAAGAUGGGCUUGGAUAUGUGUGAGGCCAUCAAGAAGGUCCGAGACGCCACCGGAGUCGAUAUCAACAUGCGUGUUGGUGUUCAUUCUGGCAACGUCCUGUGCGGUGUCAUUGGCCUCCGCAAGUGGCAAUAUGAUGUGUGGUCACAUGACGUAACGCUGGCCAAUCAUAUGGAGGCCGGAGGUGUGCCAGGAAGGGUCCACAUCUCUUCUGUGACGUUGGAGCAUUUGAAGGGCUCGUAUAAGGUGGAGCCUGGAGACGGACUGUGCCGAGACUCCUACCUGAAAGAACAUGGAGUGGUCACCUACCUGGUCAUCAACCCCAAGACUGAGAGGCACAGCCCUCUGUUGGGUGUGCGCUCUCGUUCCUCUUUGGACGGUGGCAAGAUGAGGGCGUCUGUGAGAAUGACCCGAUACCUGGAGUCCUGGGGCGCAGCGAAACCCUUCGCCAACCUCCACCAUCGAGACAGCAUGACCACAGACAAUGGCAAGAUCAAUACAACUGACGUUCCAAUGGGGCAGUACCACUUCCAGAGGCGAGAAAGGUCCAAAUCUCAAAGGAGAAGGUUUGAGGAAGAACUCAAUGAGCGAAUGAUUCGCACCAUCGACGGAAUCAACUCGCAGAAACAGUGGCUGAAGUCUGAGGACAUCCAGAGGAUCUCAUUGUUCUUCCACAACAAAGCUCUGGAGAAAGAGUACAGAUCCACAACAUUACCAGCCUUCAAGUAUUACGUCACCUGCGCCUGCCUCAUAUUCAGCUGUAUAUUCAUAGUGCAGGUCCUCGUCCUGCCCAAAACUGCUGUGCUGGGGAUCUCCUUUGGCCUGGCCUUCCUGCUGUUGGCUUUGAUCCUGCUCCUUUGCUUUGCUGGACACAUUCUGCAGGGAAGGAAGGGGUCCUUCUGCUCUCUAACCUGGUUUCCCACUUCCUCCCGCAUCAUCGUCACCAACAAUCCCUGGCUGCGAUUGGUCCUCACCAUGACGACCACCGCUCUAAUCCUUGUGAUGGCCGUCUUCAACAUGUUCUUCGUGGCGGACCCUGAAGGAUCCAUUGAGGACGUCCUGACAACUACUGCUCCUGUGAAUCUAACCAAUGACAGCCUGCUGGACUACCUGGAAGAAAACACGGGAGAAAACAAGUUCUACCUGCCAUACUUCAUCUACUGCUGUAUACUGGGACUGGUGUCGUGCUCCGUGUUCCUGAGGAUCAACUACGAGCUGAAGAUGGUGGUUAUGCUGGUUGCCGUGGUGAUCUACAACAUCAUCAUCCUCCAGACACACGCCUCCCUGCUGGAUGGAUUUAGCAAAGCGCUGUACACCACCGAUACACUUGAUAGACCAGGAGUUCUGAAGGAUCUGAAGACGAUGGGCUCUGUGUCGCUUUUCAUCUUCUUCAUCACCUUACUGGUAUUAGCCAGGCAGAAUGAAUAUUACUGUAGGUUGGACUUCCUGUGGAGGGACAAGUUCAAGAGGGAGUGUGAGGAGAUCGAAACCAUGGAGAACCUCAACCGGGUUCUGCUGGAGAACGUUUUACCGGCCCACGUCGCCGAACACUUCCUGGGACGCAACUGGAAAAAUGAGGACCUUUAUCAUCAGUCGUACGAGUCGGUGUGUGUGAUGUUCGCCUCCAUCCCAGACUUCAAAGAGUUUUACACCGAGUCCGAUGUCAAUAAGGAGGGACUGGAGUGCCUCCGUCUGCUCAACGAGAUCAUAGCAGACUUUGAUGAGCUGCUGUCCAAACCCAAGUUCAGCGGAGUGGAGAAGAUAAAGACCAUCGGUAGCACCUACAUGGCUGCAACUGGACUCAAUGUGUCGCCAGGACCAGAGUGCGCACAGGAACAUGACAGACAGUACAUGCACAUUGGCACCAUGGUGGAGUUUGCCUUUGCUCUCGUGGGGAAGCUGGACGUCAUCAACAAACACUCCUUCAAUGACUUCAGACUCAGAAUUGGGAUAAACCAUGGGCCGGUGAUAGCAGGAGUCAUCGGGGCCCAGAAACCUCAGUAUGACAUCUGGGGAAACAGCGUGAACGUGGCCAGUAGGAUGGAGACCACCGGGGUUCUGGGAAAAAUACAGGUAACAGAGGAGACAAGUCUUAUCCUAUCAACACUAGGCUACAUGUGUUCCUGUCGCGGCAUCAUCAACGUGAAGGGCAAAGGAGAGCUGAAGACCUACUUUGUCCACACAGAGAUGACCCGAUCUCUGUCACAAGGGACCGUGAUGCCCUGAGCCCGCCACGAGAACCGAACAAGACUUGAGAACACAAUCACACACACACACACACACACACACACACACACACACACACACACACACACACACACACACACACAAAGUGGCCGUAGAAGUGAUUCGUCAUGCUCAGCAACUAAAAAAAACAAAACCAGCAGGCACUGCAGUACAACAGAUAGACGAUUUGCAGAGAACCAGUUUUGUCCUUAGCAACCACAACGUAGAGCGGGGCCGAAGUGCACCGCGGUCCUUCAACACUGGAUGGUUUUCACAUCUCGAGUGUAACAAGGACUUUCCUCCGAGGAGCCUCUUCACUGUCUAAAGGAGCGCCUGACUAAAGAGAGGUGGGCCAAAUUAGUGCAGCCCUCGAGGACCGCGGCCUGUACAGUAGUAGUGGUGCGGCGCUAAUUACCCAUGCCAGUGUUGCAGAGCUUCAGAGCCUUAUUCUUGAGCAAACUGA